ACUUCCGGCGUGCACCGGGGCCCGCCCCGGACUACGGAUCGUGGUGAGGACCACGGGACCUUGGGUUGCCAAUGAGGAGAGUCUCUGGCCCUCGACUACAGCUCCCGGCAUGCCGAGGUGGCUGCUCGCCGAGCCGACGUCCUACAGCCUUCCCACCUCGGAGUCCGGGCCCCCCCCCCCCAAAAUGGCGAGCUGGGCUGCGGAGACGCGCUGAGUGGCGGAGUCGAGCGAACAGAGCCGCUACGGCCCUGGUAGUGCCGGAGCUCUGCCUUAGGGGGAACAUGCACUUUUCCAUUCCUGAAACCGAGUCCCGCAGCGGGGACAGCGGCGGCUCCGCCUACGUGGCCUAUAACAUUCACGUGAAUGGAGUCCUGCACUGUCGGGUGCGCUACAGCCAGCUCCUGGGGCUGCACGAGCAGCUUCGGAAGGAGUAUGGGGCCAACGUGCUUCCUGCAUUCCCCCCAAAGAAGCUUUUUUCUCUGACGCCUGCAGAGGUAGAACAGAGGCGAGAGCAGUUAGAGAAAUACAUGCAAGCUGUUCGGCAAGACCCAUUGCUUGGGAGUAGUGAGACCUUUAAUAGUUUUCUACGUCGGGCCCAACAGGAGACGCAGCAAGUCCCCACAGAGGAGGUUUCCUUGGAAGUGCUGCUCAGCAAUGGACAGAAAGUUCUGGUCAAUGUGCUGACUUCCGAUCAGACCGAAGAUGUCCUGGAGGCUGUGGCUGCAAAGCUGGAUCUUCCAGAUGACUUGAUCGGGUAUUUUAGUCUCUUCCUUGUUCGAGAAAAAGAGGAUGGAGCCUUUUCUUUUGUACGGAAACUGCAGGAGUUUGAGCUGCCUUACGUAUCUGUCACUAGUCUUCGGAGUCACGAGUAUAAGAUUGUGCUCAGAAAGAGUUAUUGGGACUCUGCCUAUGAUGACGAUGUCAUGGAGAACCGGGUUGGCCUGAACCUGCUUUAUGCUCAGACCCUGUCAGAUAUCGAGCAUGGCUGGAUCCUGGUCACCAAAGAGCAGCACCGGCAGCUCAAGUCUCUGCAAGAGAAAGUCUCCAAGAAGGAGUUCUUGCGGCUGGCCCAAACUCUGCGGCACUAUGGCUACCUGCGCUUUGAUGCCUGCGUGGCUGACUUUCCGGAGAAGGACUGCCCCGUGGUGGUCAGCGCAGGCAACAGUGAGCUCAGUCUCCAGCUGCGGCUGCCUGGCCAGCAGCUCCGUGAAGGCUCUUUCCGGGUCACCCGCAUGCGAUGCUGGCGGGUCACCUCCUCUGUGCCGCUUCCCAGUGGAGGCACGAGCAGUCCAAGCCGGGGCCGGGGUGAGGUGCGCCUGGAACUGGCUUUUGAAUACCUCAUGAGCAAGGACCGUCUACAGUGGGUCACCAUCACCAGCCCACAGGCUAUUAUGAUGAGCAUCUGCUUACAGUCCAUGGUGGAUGAGUUGAUGGUGAAGAAGUCUGGGGGCAGUAUCAGGAAGAUGCUGCGGCGGCGAGUCGGGGGUACCCUGAGACGUUCAGACAGCCAGCAAGCAGUGAAGUCCCCACCAUUGCUCGAGUCACCAGAUGCCAGCCGGGAGUCCAUGGUCAAACUCUCCAGUAAGCUGAGUGCUGUGAGCUUGCGAGGAAUCGGCAGUCCCAGCACGGACGCCAGUGCCGUCCACGGCAAUUUCGCCUUCGAGGGCAUUGGAGAUGAGGAUCUGUAAUGUCAGCUGCCUGGAUGUCUGCCCUCUGCCCCAGAGGAGAUGUACACAGACUCGCCCUGUGCCUAUGCUCCCAAGUUAAGGGGAGUCUUUUCCUAGUCCCUUCCCACUUCUCCUUUUUUUUUGUCCUCUUGGCCAGGGGCCUCCUAACCUACCUUCCCCUUCCUGGGCUGGCUACACAAAAGAUCACUGUCUCUUUCUCAAGAGCUGGUCCUUGAUGCCAAAUUAGCAUUUAGUAUUUUGCACAAAGUCCAAGGGACCAUGGCUACCUGCCUUGGGGAGGAACUGUUGCUCCCCAUGGGCUGCUUCUGGCCUCUUAGGGCCAGGUCAUGGGCAAAGGGUGGGCAGAGGUCUGUGGAUGGUCUGACCAGCUCCCCAUCAUUAAACUCGGCCUGACUGCUGCCUA
Messenger RNA from Peromyscus eremicus (cactus mouse), 2091 nucleotides. It is a transcript of the gene Snx17, whose product is annotated as sorting nexin 17. The coding region runs from base 72 to 1688 and encodes 538 amino acids. The transcript is spliced from 15 exons. NCBI's taxonomy places the organism in Eukaryota, Metazoa, Chordata, Mammalia, Rodentia, Cricetidae. Gene Ontology annotation, cellular component: early endosome. The record is from RefSeq and is a predicted model, not a curated record. Gene Ontology annotation, molecular function: phosphatidylinositol binding. Gene Ontology annotation, biological process: intracellular protein transport; signal transduction.